Molecule: messenger RNA, 579 nt
Organism: Adineta ricciae
Lineage: Eukaryota; Metazoa; Rotifera; Eurotatoria; Adinetida; Adinetidae
Source: the annotation of a GenBank genome assembly
AUGGUUUCAAGAACAGUCAUGAUUGAUAACAACCUCGUGCCAAAUUAUCGAUUAUCAGCGUACAUUCUAAUCUGUAAAACACUGAAUCUCACUGGAGUCUUGUUUGUAGCGUUUUCUUGUCUACAACAACGAAGUGUUUCCAACGAUUCAUUUUGGCCUAUUCGUGUUAUGUGUAUCUUAGUCGUUGUUAAUCUAUUGGUGGAAUUGAUUCAUUUUGUGUUAAAUAAUUGCCUAUUUUACACAGCAACUUCGAUAAUCAUCAUUUUACAAGGUGCCAUGUAUAUCUGGACAAUCAUAAUUGUAUGUUGUGAGAUUGUCUUUACUAUUCAUAUUGCAUUCGAUGCGCCGAAGUCCUCCAUCGUUAAUUACAGUUUAGAAUAUUUCACUUGUUCCACAAUUCUCGGUGUUAUCGAAUGGCUUCUUUCAUUGAAACGAUUUAUAUCUGAUUGGUUUCAAGUUACUUAUAUACCAAAUAGCGAUUUCGCUAUAUCUCAUGAUGAUCCAAACAGAAAAUCUUGUUCGGAGCGUCGGUUUUCACCAAUAGCAGAAGAAAACGAUGUUUUCGGUUCAAUCGUUUGA